AUGCCGCGAGGAACCGCCCUGAAGCGACGGAUUCGGGUGACUAAGCGACUGCGGAAUAGCACCGCGGCAGCAUACGCGGGGGAUGGGGAGAAGCGGCAAAGUGCGGCAGCCGCUGGCGCUAGAUGUUAUUGGCAAAUCCAAACCCUCGAAUCCUCAGCCCUAAAACCUCUCAACACCGCUUCACCCCCCCCUUCUACAAUCCAAACCGCCAUCGACGAGCUGACAUCGCUCAUUGAGGCACACCCUGCGUAUCCAUCUGCCUACAACAAUCGCGCCCAGGCGCUACGGUUGCUGCAUGGCUCGGAUCUCACAGUUGCUUCGGCGAAUGAGAGCGCUAUAAUGACCGAUCUCGCCGAAGCAAUCCGGUUAUGCACGCCCACAACCACAGGACUCCAAGCCGACAUCCUAGCCAAGGCCUACACCCAGCGCGGCGCCGUCCUCCUCUUAACCUCAACCACGAUGCGAACGCUCGAGACCGACAGUAGCAAGAGUGAAGGAGCAGUGCAGGUGCAGGUGCUGGGCAGCAAAUCAGCGGACGAGGUGGAGGAGAUGGCGAGAGCGGAUUUUAGGGAGGGAAAGAGGUGGGGCGGGGAGGUGGCGGGGGAGAUGGAUGUUAAGAUGAAUCCGGUGAGGAAGUUGUGUGGUGAGAUUGUGAGAGAGGCGAUGGUGAGGGAUUUGAGGGAGAGUGGGGUGUUGCCGGCUGAGGAUUAG
Pseudogymnoascus destructans is the source of this 711-nucleotide messenger RNA. RefSeq lists its product as uncharacterized. Gene Ontology annotation, biological process: cilium assembly. Gene Ontology annotation, molecular function: protein binding. Bases 1 to 711 code for a protein of 236 amino acids. Lineage: Eukaryota; Fungi; Ascomycota; Leotiomycetes; Thelebolales; Thelebolaceae. The transcript has 2 exons. The record is from RefSeq and is a predicted model, not a curated record.